AUGAUUAUACCCGUCCGCUGCUUCACAUGCGGCAAUGUUAUUGCUGACAAGUACCUGCUGUACCUUGACCUUGUGGCGGAGGGCGUGUCGGAGGAGGCUGCGUUGGAUGCGUUCAACCUACAGCGCUUUUGCUGCCGCCGCAUGUUUCUCACACACGUGGACUUUUCGGACCUUCUGCUGAAGUUUAACCCUGCCGACACAAACGCGGCGAUUUACCCGACCGGUGUUCAUUAA
This is a messenger RNA of Trypanosoma cruzi, 234 nucleotides long. Its product is annotated as DNA-directed RNA polymerase ii 8.2 Kd polypeptide, putative. The record is from RefSeq and is a predicted model, not a curated record. Lineage: Eukaryota; Euglenozoa; Kinetoplastea; Trypanosomatida; Trypanosomatidae. Gene Ontology annotation, molecular function: zinc ion binding; DNA-directed RNA polymerase activity; DNA binding. The transcript has a single exon. Gene Ontology annotation, biological process: transcription by RNA polymerase I; transcription by RNA polymerase II; tRNA transcription by RNA polymerase III. Gene Ontology annotation, cellular component: RNA polymerase I complex; RNA polymerase II, core complex; RNA polymerase III complex. Bases 1 to 234 code for a protein of 77 amino acids.